This is a messenger RNA of Gadus chalcogrammus (walleye pollock), 1325 nucleotides long. Its product is annotated as mucin-3B-like. Lineage: Eukaryota; Metazoa; Chordata; Actinopteri; Gadiformes; Gadidae. The record is from RefSeq and is a predicted model, not a curated record. The coding region runs from base 163 to 1287 and encodes 374 amino acids. The transcript is spliced from 11 exons.
GCUCAAUCCACGGUUCCGACAACUGAGACACCAGAUUGCCAGAAUGGAGGAUAUCCCAAUGGUAAAAAAUGUAUCUGUCUAACAGGAUUCCGCGGAGAAUUCUGCGAGCUUUUCUCAGAUAAUGUCAAACCAGAUGUGGUUAAUGCAAAAGUGAUUGUUGGGAUGGUGGUGGACCAGGUUUAUGAACCAUCAUAUAAUGAUAACAACUCACCAGAGUACAAAGACUUUGUGAAGAACUUUACAGAACAGAUGACUUCAUACUAUGAAAAAAAGGACAUAUUGAACUUCACAGGAGUGAUUGUUACAAAAGUGAGUCCUGCGGAUCCCUUGGUUAGGAGUUUAAGAAGUAACGGAGUGAAUGUAACGCAUGAUAUUGUGCUGUCGGUUCCAAAUAAUGCUGACUUGGCGAAAAACUAUGGAGAGAUUGUUAAGGAAAUCGUGAAGGCGGUUGAAACCCUUAAAGACUGCACUGAAGGUGUCACAGGUUGUCCUGACUUUAAAAUUACCAACACAACUGUUAGCGAACAAGAAAAUCUGGGCAAAGGUAUUUGUGAAGCCACCCUUCCAGACCUAUCUCUUCUUAAGUACUAUGAAUCUCUGGAUGAUGAUAAUGGAAAGGUUUGUGUGUCGAUGUGCAACGAGAAGCACUCCAACCCAAAGAACUGCUUCAGCAACGGCGUAUGCAACGUGUACAGCGGCAUCGGACCCACCUGCUUAUGUGCAAAUAUUAAUCAUACCUGGUACCUCAGAGAUGACUGCAGUUUUCCAAUCGACAAGAUUGGCUUCUACGCUGGUUUACCAACUACUCUCCUAGUUCUCUUACUGAUCUUGGGAGCUCUGUCUUGGUACCUGUACUUCAACAAGCAACGACAGAACCGCAAGAGAGAAGUCCAAGAGACGCUGGUGAAAGAGUGGCUUGAGGAAGACGUGGUCUGGCCUAAUUCUAGAGGUCAUAUCCCUGCACCUUCAGCGACGUACAGUAACCCCUCCUUCAGCGCGGACCCGACCAGCCGCCAGGGCCACUUCCUCAUCCAGACCCCCCAGCGGGGAACCGCUGCAUCCUUUACCGGCGCCUUCAACUCAGGGCAGAACCAACACCAGCUUCAACCGAUAUCAAUAAAUCAGCCGAUCCAGAUCCGUCGGCCCCAGAUAAGGGUGGGGGGGGCCGAACCAGCGGCGGGACCGACCCGCCACCUGGAGAUACCGUACCGGUCCCCUGUGGAACGAGGAAAUGUAUUCAACAAUUGGGACGAAAGGCGUGACGGACACCUGAUGUAUGAUGCAUGAUGUAAGACAUGUUAUUCCAGAAAUGUAAUAAAGACUUG